AUGCCAGAGCCAGCGAAGCCGCCACGAAAAGGUUCGUCCAAGAAUUGCUCCAAGGAGUCGAGUGAAGCUACGCAGCCAGCAGGAGCCGCUUCGCCCUUUCAAAGAGCCCAGCACCGCACCAGUUUCAGCAUGUCCAGAUCCAACAAGUUAGACUCGCCGAAAAUGAACAAGAAGAACUUGAGAGAAUUCGACGGAACGGAAAGUGCAAAACAAUAUGAUGUCGGUCUCCUGCGCAGAGGAUCCGUCCGACUGAAGAGAGCAUUUAGCCAGAAGAAAACAGUCCACCUGGAUGCGCCCGUGUCUGGCUGGUGCAAAUUCAAGAGCCUUUUUGGAGUUACCAAGCACGUUUCAACCAUUCCAGGACAUUCCGACUACCUCGCCUACCGAACAACAUCGCAGCUCAAGAAGAUCGAAUCCUCUUAUUGA
Oikopleura dioica is the source of this 426-nucleotide messenger RNA. Lineage: Eukaryota; Metazoa; Chordata; Appendicularia; Copelata; Oikopleuridae. The record is from the annotation of a GenBank genome assembly.